AUGCAAGCUCGGGAGAUAUUGAUUAAGCAAGUCCAAAACUCCAUAGCUCAAGCUUUCGGCCACCAGUAUCAUGUUAUCGACCUCACAUUUCACCGAGCCCAUACUGUUCUUACCAAGAUGAAGGUUGAGCUAGCUAUAGUAGACGGCCGGACACCAGACGGGGCCCUGCCUCCCAUAAUCGUUACACCGAAGCUUGUGUCCACAUUAAAGUCAUUAAACCUUCAAGCAAUAUCCGAUCCAGCCACAGCGCGUACUUCUGGUCUCCAAGUGGCCACUUCUCCUUCUGCGUCUCCUUCCACCCCAGGCCGACUUCUUCCGGGACUAGAGUUGAACAUAAAUUAUUCACUUCCGUUUGUAUUAACCCGUCUCAGCCUAUUCCAGUGUUAUUUUGCUAUUCAUCCUAAUCUUCCUGCUUUGUUUUCUGUUACCCGACUCUGGCUUGAGUCACAUUCGCUUUCUGCUAUUUCUCCAACGUAUUUGGCAUCUCUGUGUAUUAGUUAUCUCCAGAUCAAUUUUGGAUUACCAAACUUACAGCGUUCUGAGCUCGUUGAAGGUAUUCGCCAAGACGAACUGACGGACACCUUCAAAAACGAGGUUGCGCAGUGGCGGGUCAGACCCUUGCCCCUGAGCGAACUCCUGAUCGGUUGGUUCCGAUACUUCGGGCGGCGCUUCCGCCCCAAGCAAACCCUGAUAUCCAUCAAAGAUGGCGGGCUCCAGAGUCUCCCCCAUUCGGGCUCUGCUCUACGCAUUUUGGACCCGUUUUCUAAAGAUCACGUGCACACGCCCCUGUCUCCAGCAGAUACUGCUCGAUUCGUAAAUCUUGCAAAGGCCGCUGGAGACACUCUCGACAAAGCCCGCCCAUUAAGAGAAGUGAUUGGGCAAGGGCUACCGAAUGUUGGUUCCCCGCGUGUGAACAUAGAUCGUGGAAUGGCAAGGCAAAUUUGGGACAUGUACCAGGCCAAUCAACCCUCUCGACAAACACUUGAUAACCGUGCCAAAAUAAUAGAUCGUAUCAAUACUCUAAUCUCUGAACAUUUUGGCGACGGCUAUGAGGUGUUGCAAUUUGGAAGCACUGGUUAUGGUGUAGAUUCGGACUCGAGUGAUCUGGACUUGAUGAUCAAGGACAAUAAGCGUCCAAUGGGAUUUUCCCCUCAUGUUCAGCUGUCAGCCGUAUAUGAUGUCAAAACCAUAGCCAAGAUACUACGCAAAGCUCGAUUCGUGGAGAUCUUUGCAAUACCUACUGCCUCGGUACCUAUAGUGAAAUGUCGAGAUCCAUAUACCAAUAUCAAAAUCGACGUCAAUUGCAAUGAGCUUCUUGGCCUACGAAACACUGAACUCUUAGCCCAUUACUGCAAUCUUUACCAACCUCUUCGGCCCUUGAUAUUUUUCUUGAAGCGUUGGGCAAAAUCGUAUGGACUGAACGAUCCGAGUGCACAGACAGGCCCUCCAGGGUUCAGCAGUUACUGCUUGGCACUAAUGACAGUAGCCUAUCUUCAGACUCAAAAGGCGCUUCCUUCUUUACAAUCUCAAUUUGAUGCAGUGCCCGCGAAUCGAGAUCAACACGGGGUGUGGAUGAGGGUCAAAGGAAGGCCUCCCCUUUGGUGCGAUACAAGAUGGGAACCACCCACUCGCUGGGAUCGAGUGGAAUUACCUUUAGAAGAAGUUGUCUAUGGGUGGUUCAAGUUUUGGGGUACAGAAAUCAACUAUGCUCAAACUGGAGUCGAUAUACGACUUGGAGGCACUAUCGAGCGACAGCAAGACACCGGAAGUGCACAUGGAAGGGUCACACCUACUGGCCGUCGAAAUCGAAAGGGAAAGAAAGGGGACAGUGUGGCGAGUGCGACGGCAGCCAAGGGAAUCACUUCAGAAAAUACUAACAGGGUCGCAACGCGAGACGUUUCAAGCUCUCAGAACGCUGAUCAUUAUGUGGUUGAGAAUUCCAAUAACACGAGCCAGAAUGGGAAGCAGCAUAAUGAGACUGCGCCACCCACCCCUUCUAUUACCGGAGCUAACGAAUUGGAGGCACGAAUGGCACAGGAAGAGUUACAGGAUCUCCGUGACGAAGUGGAGAGUGUCCCAGUCGCCAAUGGUCGGAUAAUUGAAUAUGAACAACCCAUCCUGUGGAGGUCUCAUACUAUGCUGGUCGUCGAUCCAUUUAUCAGAGUCAAGAAUGUCGCCGGUAAUGUUGCCUAUACACAGGUCGAGCUAUUUCGAAUGAAUUGCCAGCGCACGGCAGAGGCACUGGAGGCUGGGCUUUCAUUAGACCGGAUAAUGGGAGAUAUAGCGUCUGAUCCACCACAGAAUGUUGGAAUGGUGCCUAUGCCUAUGAUGGGGACAGUGUUGGAUAUUCGCGCUUGCUCGCUUCUCAGUCGGGGACGAAUGAUCCUCAACACGAGUCGCCGAAGAGAGAACAUUACAAUGACCUUGAUGCCCACUGAGGUUAUCGAGCUCAUUGCUUCUCAACUGACCCUUAGCUUUAAAGACGUAAUUGCGUUCUCGUUGACUUCGAGGAGGGUACACGAGGCUACCGCGUUUCUCGUCACAAAACCUUUAUUGUCAGAAGAUAUUCGCGACACAGGCGGUCCAGGAGGUAGAGAUAACACAUCUAUCGGAUUGUCAAGAGCUUUAAUUGUUGAUUUGAAAUUUACUUUGGCAUCGGAAGAAGCGUCGGUCGAGAGUGAACAACUGCGGCGCUUACUCGUUAGGGCACCUCGCCUCCGAUAUCUUGCCCUCCGCCGCCCUCCUCUCUCGAUCGAGAAUCAAGAAGCCACAAUCCGGUGGGAACCAACUCGAUCUAAAACGAGUGCUCACCCCUUCCCCUUGCGGACCUCCCAUUUUCAACCUGGGGCGGCUUAUCUCUCAAGCCUAACGCAUCUCGAUUUGAACGAUUUGAGCAUACACCCUAUGAUACUCCCUCGUUUCCCUAACCUCACACAUCUAAAAUUAUCGCUCAGUGGCCAUCAAGACGCGUAUCUACCAUCUGAGGUCAUGAACAUUAUAAGCUUUGCCAAAUCUUGUAAAUUGGUUGCGUUCGAAGUUGGGAUGCAUGCUGUGGUAGGACAAAGGGAGCGGCUAAGCGUGGUCAAGGCGUGUGACAGAAUAUUGAGCUUGGGUGAUAGCUGGAUGAAACCAGAGAACGUUGUCAAUUCAGCGACAGAGCUAGCCGAGGCCCUCCAAUUUUGCCCUGACCUUGCUACCCUCUCACUCAACCUUUCUGAUCAUAACCCUGACUAUCUUGCUAUCAUAUUCCAUCGGCAUUGUCCGCUACUUGAGACGUUUGGGUGUUUGACGCCGAACAAGAUUAAACCCAGUGCUAGACGCCCUUUUAUCGAAUCAUUUGAACUAGUUGUGGCCAGAAGGACUAAACAACACGGAUGGGUGCGGUGCAAAAGCGGUAUAAAUGGGGCAGGAGUAGGCAUUUUUGGGAUGUUCGAUUAA
Rhizoctonia solani is the source of this 3438-nucleotide messenger RNA. Its product is annotated as DNA polymerase sigma subunit. Gene Ontology annotation, biological process: RNA 3'-end processing. The record is from RefSeq and is a predicted model, not a curated record. Lineage: Eukaryota; Fungi; Basidiomycota; Agaricomycetes; Cantharellales; Ceratobasidiaceae. The transcript is spliced from 21 exons. Bases 1 to 3438 code for a protein of 1145 amino acids. Gene Ontology annotation, molecular function: nucleotidyltransferase activity.